Molecule: messenger RNA, 2693 nt
Organism: Tilletiaria anomala UBC 951
Lineage: Eukaryota; Fungi; Basidiomycota; Exobasidiomycetes; Georgefischeriales; Tilletiariaceae
Exons: 5
Coding region: 271-2496 (741 amino acids)
Source: RefSeq, a predicted model, not a curated record
CCUUCGAAAAAGGCGACCCAGGGAUCUCGCUUACGACAGAAACCCCAGGGUUUAUGGUGGGCACAUGGAAUACAGUGGUGCAUUUGUCAAAGGUUCAGCCUCGCAAAAGGCAGUCUGUUUGCUUCUCUCCCACUUGCAGUCUGCACUGCGGGAGCCUGCCAACGACCACCCUCCCAAUAAAACAAGGAGCACGCUGCAUACCCGCAACUGCAUACUACACACGGCAUUCGGAACACUUCAUUGAUAUAUGAGACGCACGCAUGGAUCAUCAUGAGUGACAUUGGCAGCAGCAGCACCGUUUCGAAUAGCCUCGGCUCACCGACAAAGCGAAAUGAACCUGCUGGCAGCACCAGCAACCGCCCAACAGGAGCGGCCAGUACCACCGCCGCCGCGGGUGCUUCCCUGUCCGAGCGCAUAGCGGCUCUACAACGAGCAAACAUCACACCGGAUUCCUCACCACGACUGCCGAGCGCACUGGGGGGUAGCAGCGCCUCCAUAAAUGGAGACUCAUCGUUCACCUCACCGCGUGCGGCUACUGUUGCACGCUCCAUCUCCGCGUCAGUAUCCGGCGGUGGCAGUAGUGGCGGCCCGAAUGCUGUGCGUGACCGCAUCGCUCGCUUCCAAGCGACUGCCGCGACUGAGGCGCCACUGAUCCCGCGCUCGUCAUUCGGCGCGCCCGCUCCAAAUCCCGACGUGCUCAAGAGCUCCAAGCGGCUCAAUUUCCCCGGCAGCCUUGGCGCUGGCGGCAUGGGAACCGGCAACUGGGGCGAGACGCUCCGGCCGCAGCUGACCGGCGGCAGCUGGCUCCAGAUUGGAGGGUCCGGCGCAUCGCAUGGCAGAGAGGGCGAGAUGAGACCGCAGUUAACUGGAGGCAUAUGGGGCGUAAAGACCAUGCCCACUGGUCGAGGAGGUGCGCCGUUCCCAGCGCCCGCCCCACAGCAGGUGCAUCCAGCACUGCCGCCCACGCCUCCUUCCUUGAAUAAAUACGGCACGUCACCGUUCGCAUCCGCGCCGAAGAUCUUGGGCGGCGGCGCCGAUGCAUUCGCCGAGCUGGACAACGAAGCGGAGACAGAGACGGCGCGGUACUACCGCCAGCAGCGAGAAGCGCAGGCGCAACACCGUCAGCAAAGGCUGGAGUUAGGGGCAGUUGCCUUAGUGGAAGAAGCUAGUACUGGCUCUGCUGCUGGUGCAAAGGGAGAUGCUGCGCAUGUUGAUGCGCGAGACGUAAGCCCUGGCUCAGGUGGACUCGAUAGCCUCAAAGGCAUGCGAGACGUCGUGCCAAGCUUCCCUAAGACUCCAGAUGCCGAGGUGAAUGUGGACGCCAUCGCUAGAGAUCGAGCGCGGUCAGCGGAUACCGGUGGUCCUUCGUUUGAGAAGGGGGAUGUCAAGUUCCCAACUCUGCCUGCAGUGCCACUUGAGACGCCGCGCAGACCGGCAAAUAAUGGCGUGCGGCUCUCCCCUUCAUCCGAGAUACGCGGUGCUCGGCCGGCCGAUGCCAGCGCUCUCCAAGGCGUUCUCGGUGACGAUGGCGGGCGGGAGGAUGACGCGGAUCGCAGCCUGCGUGAUCCGCUCAUCGAUGUCGGCGUGCAGGGUUCAACCCCGGAGAAGCUACGGCAGCUACAGGCGCGAGUGGAUAGUAUGAUCGACUCGAUAGACUGCCCUGCGCAUGGGCCGUCGACCAGUCGGACAGUACAUUCAGAAGACGUCUUUGGCUUCAUUGGGAGUAACGCGGAUGCGGUGCCGUCGAAGCAUGAAGCGAAAGCUGUUCGGCGACAUGCAUCAGCAAUUGGCACCGGUCAGGACGAGCAGUUGCAGCAAGCCGAUGCCUCAUCCGCAUCGAGCGAGUACUCGGCUGAGAGCGCCGAGACCCCCAGCUCAGCGGGUGCUGCUGUUCCUUCGAGUGGCGGAUCGGGCAUGCCGUCGAGGCAGCGCCAGCUAGGCCAAGGUCGCUGGGCAGCCGACCGUGCUGGGAAACAUGCUGCGAUGCAGAGCAACAUCGCAGAUGCACCGUUGUAUCCGGAUGCGGACGAGGAUGAGAAUGAUGGUGCUCGCCGAGCUGAUGCAAGUUACGAGGGGGAUGGCAUGGACGACGAUGAGUUCACCAUGGUCUCUGUGCCGUCGUCCGCCGGAUACGCAGACGAAGUGUCGUCCUUAUUCAGUUUGCGAUUAGGCACGACUCAUGCGGUGCCCGUAUCCGCCUCGGACUCGGCCGUCACGCUGCUCCACCACAACCACGGCUCGACACCCAAAAGCAAUGGCAUCGAGCUGCAACAGCAUCAGCAGCACAAUGGCGCUGCAGAUCGACAAGGCAGAGGCAAAGCUAGCAGCGAUACGCCUCAGUCAGCCAGUUCAGCGUCCAAUACACCAGCGCGGAGUAAGAGCCAGAAGCUCAACCGACCUCCAGUGGGACGCAUGAUGAGCGCUGCAGAGCUGGACGCCAGCGAUGAUGAUUAUGAACCGGGCUGGGCGAGCAUCUUAACGUCGCGAACCUCAUGAGAGGCAAACCAAGUGGGCCGCAAGCAGUGCCGACGCUGAAUGAUGGGCGGUGCUGACAGGACGCAUUCUUUAGCGGUCCACAUGCGCUAUGAAGGUUCCCCUUGGAUAUUCAGAGCCCACGAACAAAGCAUCACCACGUACACCUAUUGGGCGUGCGCUUCCAUCUCAUUUUAUUGUAGAUUACCUCAAUCCAAGAC